GUGAAGACAGAUGUCCGUCGUAUGAAAGGUAUCCCAUCCCUGGUGUCCAUGUUAGACAACCCUAAGAAGGAGGUACACCACGCCGCCUGCGGAGCGCUCAAAAACAUCUCUACGGACGCAGACCCUGACAAUAAGAUCGCCAUCAAGAACUGUGAUGGAGUACCGGCCCUGGUCAGACUGCUGAGGAAGACCAGAGACCAGGACCUGACCGAUACUAUCACAGGCACGCUGUGGAACUUGUCGUCUCACGACUCAGUGAAGAUGGAGAUCGUUGACCACGCUCUGCACGCCCUCUCAGACGAGGUGAUGGUAGCUCACUCGGGCUGGGAGAGAGGGAACGAGGCAGGAGGAGAGGGAGAACCUCAAACCCGACACCUGGAGUGGGAGAUCCUCACCAACACAGCUGGCUGCCUGAGGAACGUGAGCUCGGAGCGCAGUGAGGCCAGGAGGAAGCUGAGAGAGUGCACAGGAUUGGUCGACUUCGCUCAUGCCAUUGUCCAAUCACUGAUCAACCUGAAAGACGUGGACAACAAGCUGAUAGAGAACAGUAUGUGUCUGCUGAGGAAUCUGUCCUAUCAGGUUCACCGGGAGGUGCCGGGCGCUGAGCGCUACCAGGAAGCCAUGUCCCUCAACCAGGGCCCCGCCUCCACUGGAAAGACCAACCGCUUCAGCUCCGCAGGGGCAAAAGGGAGAAAUGAAGACGGAGCAGAUAUGAUUGACAUUCCAAAGAGGACUACACCUGCCAAAGGUUAUGAGUUGUUGUUCCAGCCAGAGGUGGUGCGUGUCUACACCUCUCUGCUGAAGGAGAGUAAGAACCCCACCGUGCUGGAAGCCUCCGCCGGAGCCGUGCAGAACCUGUGUGCCGGACGCUGGACCUAUGGGCGGUAUAUCCGUGCGUUGUUGCGUCAGGAGAAGGGUCUUCCCAUGAUGACAGAGCUGUUGGCCCAUGGCAACGACCGGGUGGUCAGGGCCAUGUCUGGAGCUCUGAGGAACCUGGCUAUCGACGCCCGCAACAGAGACCUGCUCGGUAAACAUGCAGUUCCCCACCUGGUAUCCAACCUGCCUGGUGGGGGUCAGAGCCAGCCUGUGAGGGCUCUGUCAGAGGAGACGGUGGUGUCUGUACUGAGCACCCUUCAUGAGGUUCUGGGCUCCAGCCUGGACGCUGCCAAGGUCCUCAGAGCCUCGCAGGGCAUCGAGAGACUGGUGCUCAUCAAUAAGGACGGGUAAGCUGGUGUGUGUGUGUGUGUGUGUGUGUGUGUGUGUG
Oncorhynchus gorbuscha (pink salmon) is the source of this 1264-nucleotide messenger RNA. Its product is annotated as catenin delta-1-like. Gene Ontology annotation, molecular function: cadherin binding. The record is from RefSeq and is a predicted model, not a curated record. NCBI's taxonomy places the organism in Eukaryota, Metazoa, Chordata, Actinopteri, Salmoniformes, Salmonidae. Gene Ontology annotation, cellular component: plasma membrane; adherens junction; cytoplasm. Gene Ontology annotation, biological process: cell-cell adhesion; cell-cell junction assembly.